Acanthisitta chloris (rifleman) is the source of this 396-nucleotide messenger RNA. RefSeq names its product synaptotagmin-3-like. The transcript has 3 exons. Gene Ontology annotation, molecular function: phosphatidylserine binding; SNARE binding; clathrin binding. The record is from RefSeq and is a predicted model, not a curated record. Lineage: Eukaryota; Metazoa; Chordata; Aves; Passeriformes; Acanthisittidae. Gene Ontology annotation, biological process: calcium-ion regulated exocytosis; regulation of calcium ion-dependent exocytosis; regulation of dopamine secretion. The coding region runs from base 1 to 396 and encodes 131 amino acids.
AUGGGGUGCUCGUGUCCCCCAGACCCCUACGUGAAGGCCUCGCUGAUGGCCGAGGGCCGACGGCUGAAGAAGCGCAAGACAUCCAUCAAGAAGAACACGUUGAACCCAAGCUACAACGAGGCCCUCGUGUUUGACGUCCCCCAUGAGAGCGUCAACCACGUCAGCCUCACCAUCGCCGUCGUGGACUAUGACUGCAUCGGGCACAACGAGGUGAUCGGGCUGUGCCGGGUGGGCAGCGACGCGGAAGGUCCCGGGCGCGAGCACUGGGCACAGAUGUUGGCCAACCCCCGGAAACCCAUCGAGCACUGGCACACACUGGUGGAGGAGAAGGCUCUGGUGGCCAAGGGGACAACAAGGGACAAACAAGCCCUGGGGGAGCCCCUGGGCCCCCCCUGA